Molecule: messenger RNA, 2671 nt
Organism: Cyprinodon tularosa
Lineage: Eukaryota; Metazoa; Chordata; Actinopteri; Cyprinodontiformes; Cyprinodontidae
Product: L-amino-acid oxidase-like
Exons: 7
Coding region: 13-1596 (527 amino acids)
Biological process (GO): amino acid catabolic process
Molecular function (GO): L-amino-acid oxidase activity; polyamine oxidase activity
Source: RefSeq, a predicted model, not a curated record
CCAGAACACAAAAUGAACCCAUCUACAAUGAAGCUGCAUUGCUUUGCUUUUGGCUUGUUGCUGCUGACUCUGCACCAUUGCAUCUCAAAACAAGUUGAUCCAGAAGAGAAGACGUUAAGGAACUGCUUAAAUGAUACAGACUAUCCGGAGCUUCUCGAGAUAGCAAAGACCGGGCUCAACAAAACCCACAGGAAAUACGAUGUUGUGAUUGUUGGAGCGGGUGUAGCUGGACUCACUGCUGCCAAACUGCUGCAAGAAGCUGGAUAUGAGGUUACUAUACUGGAGGCAACUGAGCGAGUUGGAGGACGGGUGUUAACCCAUAGGAAUGAUGAAGAGGGUUGGUAUGUAGACUACGGGGCCAUGAGGAUUCCAUCUUUUCAUCACAUUCUCCAUGAGUUUAUCAAAAAACUGAACAUCAAACUGAAUCCGUUCAAUAUGACUGAUGACAACACCUAUUACCUGAUCAAUGGAACAAAGUACCGGACAUCAGAAGUGAAAAACAACCCUAGCAUCCUGGAUUACAAACUGUCUCCUGAGGAGCGUGGUAAAUCCGCCAACGAGCUCCUGAAGAUGGCUUUACAGAAGGUGAAUGAUUCAGUUUCUCAACAUGGCUGUGAGGAACUGACGAAAUUUGACAAAUACACUGUCAAGCAAUAUCUACAUAGCACCAAUUUGAGCCAUGGCGCCAUUAGGAUGAUUGGAGACCUAUUGAAUGAGAACAGCAUCAUGGACAAGGGUCUAAUUGAGAUGAUUUACCUUGAGAAUGAUGUCUCUGACGAAGUGACGUACAGUGAGGUGACUGGCGGGACAGAUUAUAUCACCGGCAAUCUUAGCGCUACCCUGAAAGAAGACACAGUCAUCCCCAAUGCUAAAGUCAUCAAGAUCGAACAAAAUGCAAAAGAAAAUAAAGUCACAGUGUACUACCAGGAUAACCAAAACAAUAAUCUAAAGAAAACAGCUAAUGCUGUGUUGGUGACAACCACUGCCAAAGCGGCUCUCUUUAUGGAUUUUGAUCCACCACUGAGCCCCUCCAAAAUGGAAGCUCUGAGGUCAAUCCAUUAUGGGAGCUCCACUAAAGUGAUCCUCACCUUCAAAAAAAAGUUCUGGGAGGAAGAAGGCAUCUAUGGGGGAAAGAGCAUUACUGAUCGACCCUCUCGAUUCAUUUACUACCCGAGCCACAACUUCACAGGAAACGACAAUAUUGGUAUCCUGCUGGCUUCCUAUACCUGGGCCCAAGACUCCACCCUCCUUCUGGGAUUGAGUGACGAUAAUCUGAAAGAGAUGGCUCUGAAAGACCUGGAAUUGAUCCACGGUGACCAAGUCAGGUCUCUGUGCACCGGAGUUUAUGUGAAGAAGUGGAGUACGGAUCCUCAUAGCCAUGGUGCAUUCGCCCUCAUGACAACUAAUCAACGCACAGACUAUGCCACAGAGCUUACACAGAAUGAGGGCAAUAUUUACUUUGCUGGUGAACACACGGCCUAUCCUCAUGCUUGGAUCGAGACAUCUAUGAAAUCUGCAAUCAGAGCAGUUAAAAACAUAGAAAGCCAUGCUUUUUUUACACCACUGAUUCCUGGCAGCGCCAGAGAGGAGCUGUAGGAUCCUGAAUCCUCUCUCUCUCAAUGAUUUUAGUUGGAAGCAAAACUACUGUCGGCCUAAACAGUUUAAACACUUUGCUUAAACUUGACACCCUAUUGUUUUUUGUUACUUAUCUAUUCUCCUAGAAUAUGGCGAUUGUCACCAGCAAAAUAUUAAAGAACAACAUAAGAAUAGCAAAUAAAAAGUGAGGGGAAAAGCACUCAAAAAUGCUUAAAGAAAGGAGCCAAUAAAGAAAAUAGGUAUUAGGACUGUUUGGGAAAUUUAUGCUUUCCAAGUUGUAUAGCAUAUUUUAAAAAAUAUGACCUUGCAACAGUGUCAGAACACCUUUUAGACCUUAGUGUUAUAACCAUUUUCUCAUUGAAUUUAUACUUGGUUCUUCUAUCACUGUAUCUGUAAUGGAAAUGCGUCCAACAGACACACAGAAAAAUGUAUCGGAGAUUUGGUGAUUGGAAAAUGCCACUGUGAGGAAACAUUGACAAACACUGAGUGCUUAGGAGUUCUUUAUAUUCGAUCAUUUGUUUAAUUUGCAUGGUCACAAUAUAUCCUUUUGAUUAGUCUUGUCUAUCACAGUUCAGUCUGUUUCACAACUCAUGAUUUUUGUUUUGACUGUAUCGAAGUUUGAGGUUCUGUGACCUGCAAACUAAAAUUGAAAAUUGUUUCACUGAUAAUUGUGCCUAAAAACAGCCAUUCUUUGAUGAAAUAUUCCAACUUAAACAUACUCAAAUCAGUUGACGUCUUUUUUUUUUUUUUUUUUUUUUUUUUUUCCUACAUGGUUGUCUAUCCUACUUGAGUUUUACUGGUAUGAAUAUAUCCUGGUGGUAGAAAUGUUUUAGAUCUUGUUUGAAGCUUAGGUUUCUUAUUCAAUUUAAUGCAUACUUUUAAACACUUUGUUAUGUUUGGGUCAUCUUUUACUAUACUUUCAUUUUCUUGGAAAUUAUAUUUUCUUUAUCAUUUUAAAUAAAAUGUAAUUCUGCUUAUGUGAUACCUUUUGGGAUCAAAGGUGAAUUAUAUCCUUGUAAUCUUUCUCUUUAUGUACUAACCUGAAAAUUGUAACAAUAAAAAACUGAAGCAUUCA